Mollisia scopiformis is the source of this 2092-nucleotide messenger RNA. RefSeq lists its product as uncharacterized. Gene Ontology annotation, cellular component: plasma membrane; fungal-type vacuole membrane. Bases 353 to 1939 code for a protein of 528 amino acids. Gene Ontology annotation, molecular function: transmembrane transporter activity. The transcript has 3 exons. NCBI's taxonomy places the organism in Eukaryota, Fungi, Ascomycota, Leotiomycetes, Helotiales, Mollisiaceae. Gene Ontology annotation, biological process: transmembrane transport. The record is from RefSeq and is a predicted model, not a curated record.
CAACAAUUGCACGAGAAGAGUCACACACCAACUCCCAAAUCCCGGCCAUAUAAUCCCACAUGUACGAAUCAAUCUAUCUGAUCUCUGGGAAUAUGCAGCAUUCGAGUCGCUGGAAUCUCUUCUCUGAUUAUCCAGGUAAAGUCCUGUCGCCAAAUGGCAAUGAACCGGUGGCCAGCGAAAACAAUUCAAACACCAUCCACUCUUCUUUAUCGAGAAGAAGAUGCUGUUCCAAUUGAGGACGCUGGUCUGAGAGUAUACGGUUACACUUGAUCUGGAUAAUGCCAGCGAAAGAAUCAUGCUUCCUCAUUUCCUAUGCUCAAUUAAGAUGCGCAAGAACUGAUAAGCAAGCAGAAUGGCCUCCGUCGACGAAACGGUAACAGACAUAGAGAAGGGAACCGCUCUCAAUCCCUCUACUUCUCGAAUCGAAGAACCUGCCGAGAAAGACGUUUUCACCGAACCUGAUGCAGCAGUAGAUAUCGACGAGCCUCUUCCGUCCGAUAACAAUGCUAUACAGUGGCUAAAACGAUUCGAGCACUUCGUGGGUCUCGAAGCUCGUGGCAUACACCGAGUACACUCCAGUGAACAAUCUACCAAGACUACACUGAGCUUUCUGAGCAUUGUGGUUUUGUGGUUCUCAAUCAAUACGGCGCCGCAGAAUAUCACGCUUGCGAGUAUCGGGCAGGAAGUAUAUGGGUUAGGAUUCGUGGAUGCUACGUUGUGUAGUGUAUUUGGUGCUGUGCUUGGGAGUAUACCUGUGGCUUAUACGGCUGGAUGGGGACCGUGGAGUGGAAAUCGGACUAUGAUAUGUGCCAGAUUCUCCAUGGGUUGGUGGCCUGUCAAGAUCUGUGUAUUGCUGAACUUGGUUAUUUUGAUCGGGUACUCCAUGAUCGAUGCUGUUGUGGCAGGGCAAAUGCUUUCUGCCGUAUCCCCGAAUGGCAGUUUGACAGUUGAGGUUGGUAUUAUAAUCAGUGCUAUUGUCACUUGGGUUGUCACCACCUUUGGCAUCAAGAUUUUUCAUCACUAUGAGAGAUAUGCUUGGAUACCGUCUACCUUCGUUCUUCUUAUUUUAGCUGGUUCAGCAGGUACCAAGUUCGACACAACUACCCCAUCCACUGUAUCUGGAGCAACAUUGGCUGGGAACCGCCUCACUUUCUUUUCGAUCUGUUUAAGUGCAGCAAUUACCUAUGCCCCAGGAGCCGCCGAUUUUCUUGUCUAUUGCGACCCCAAAAUCGCCAAUCGUUGGAAGGUCUUCUUUGCAACUCUGAUCGGCUUAUCUUUUUCUUUCACUUUUACCUUCUGUUUGGGUACGGGCUUGGCCUCAGGACUACAAAAUGACCCUACCUGGGAAGCUGCAGGUGCAGGUUCAGGCGCGCUGAUCGUUGCUGGAUUUGAUGGCCUGGGAGGAUUUGGCAAGUUCUGCUCGGUGAUCUCUGCUUUAAGUUUAAUUGCAAAUAUGGUUGCGCCAACGUAUGUUUCUGGCAUCAAUUUCCAGAUCCUAGGAAGAUAUCCGGCAAUGGUUCCAAGAUAUAUCUGGAACACGGUCGCUGUCAUCAUAUUUGCUGCGUGUGCUUUAGCAGGAAGAGAUCACCUGAGUGCCAUCUUCACCAACUUUUUGGCAUUGAUGGGCUAUUGGGUCGUUCUUUGGAUUGCAAUCACAUUGGAGGAAGAAUUCAUCUUUCGUCGAAGGAUGAAGCCCAGUUUUGUUUGGAGUGACUGGAAUAAAGAGAGCAGAUUACCAAUUGGUAUUGCUGCCAUGAUAGCAUUCUGCAUUGGCUGGGCAGGAGCUGUGCUCUGUAUGGCACAAUUUUAUUUCAUUGGCCCACUGGCCAAACUUGUUGGUGACUAUGGCGGGGAUAUGGGGAAUUAUGUGGGGUUUGCUUGGGCUGCUCUGGUCUAUCCGCCUUUGAGAUGGUGGGAGUUGAGAAUGUUUGGGAGAUAAGAUGCUUUUGGAUUGAUAAUGUCGGUUCUGGCAGAAAAUCUUUCAGGCGGAGGGCUGUCCGAGGGGAUCUAGCAGUUCCUUUGAGUGGUAUAGAAACCAAUUGCUGAUAUUUUGAGAGAUAAUGAAAACUCUUACUAGGGUAGGCAGUCCCAC